AAAUAGUCUGUGCCUCCUCUUAGCAGACCUCUUUCUAAACCUGUGGACGCCUCCACCGCUAGACACACACUGACCAUGGCCACUUUCGAUGACAUCUUAGAGGAGGCCGGCGCAUUUGGCCGGUGCCAAAUGCGAAUUUUUGUCAUUUUCAGUUUAGUCUCCAUACCGUUUUCUUUUGUCUAUGUGGGGAUUGUGUUCCAGGGCUUCACCCCGGAGCAUUGGUGCCGUGACCCGGGUGUCACUGAGAUCCGGGAGAGAUGCGGCUGGAGCCUUCAAGACGCACGCAGGGCCACUAUACCCCAGAUGAACGGCUCUGCAGGGGUGACGUACAGUCAGUGCAAGAGGUUCGACAUGGACUGGAACGCCACCGGUCUCGCCUGCGACAAUCCGGAGAGUGACUUUCUCCAGGCCCAGCUCUCUGCCACGACAGACUGCUCAGACGGCUGGGAGUACGACUACAAGGGAAGACAGUCGUUUGUCACUGAGUUUGAUCUAGUGUGUGCAGACGCCUGGUAUGCUGACAUGUUCCAGGCCACACUCGGUGUUGGUUUCUUAGUGGGCAGCAUUGCAAUUGGAUACAUGGCAGACAAAUAUGGCAGAAUGAAGAGUUUCCUGAUGACCAACUUCUUCAUCGCAAUUACAGGGAUUCUGGUGGCCACGUCUCCGAAUUACAUCGCCCUGCUGGUGUUCCGAGCUCUCUUUGGCUUCGGAGUGAAGGGCGGCUGGAUGGUUGGAUACGUGCUAAUCACAGAGCUGGUUGGGGUGGACUACAGGAGAACGGUGGGAGUAACCUAUCAGAUGUUCUUCAGCUUGGGCCUUCUCAUCCUUCCUCUCUUAGCUUACUUCAUACCAAACUGGCGCUGGCUGCAGGUGGUCUUUACGGUACCUUACAUCAUCUUCCUGACUUACUAUUGGUUUAUCCCAGAAUCACCAAGAUGGCUCCUCAGCCAAAACAAGAGAACCGAAGCACUGGAGAUCACAAAAAUGAUAGCCAAAGAGAACAAGAAAACACUGUCCAAGAAUAUUGAGACACUGUCAGGUGACGAUACAGAGCCUGUCUCAACUGCUUCUUUCAUGGAUCUGUUCAAGACGUCCAAAUUGAGAAGAUACACGUUCAUCCUUAGUUUCAACUGGUUCACCAGUGCUGUGGUUUACCAGGGUCUUAUAAUGAGGCUGGGAAUCCUCGGAGGAAACGUGUACGUGGACUUCCUCAUAUCUGCAGUCGUGGAAUUGCCAGCAGCUUUCCUCAUCCUUUUCACUAUUGAGCGGAUCGGACGCCGGCUUCCUUUUGCAACUGCGAAUAUCGUGGCAGGAGCGGCUUGCUUAAUCACAGCAUUCAUCCCGGAAGGUAUGUUCUGGUUAAAAAGCGCCGUUGCUUGUGUUGGACGGCUUGGCAUCACUAUGGCUUUUGAAAUGGUAGUGUUUGUGAAUACUGAACUGUAUCCCACUGUUAUCAGAAAUCUGGGUGUAUCGGUCUGUUCCACAAUGUGUGACGUUGGAGGGAUUAUAGCGCCCUUCCUGCUCUACAGGCUUUCUGUCUUCUGGAUAGAACUACCUCUUAUCAUUUUCGGUGCUCUUGCGUUUGUGGCUGGUGGACUGGUUCUUCUGUUACCUGAAACCAAAGGUGUGCCUCUUCCAGAAACCAUUGAUGACAUUGAAUGUCCAAAGAGAAACAAAGAAAACCAUCUGAAAGGUCAACAGCUAGAGAAUUUGCUGCCCUCUGAUCUGACAUCGAACAAAGAAGUUACAGCAGUCUGAACACUGCAACCUCCUUAACUUGACUGUGAUGCUGCUUAUCCCUUCUCCUUUGAGGAUUUAAUCUAAAUUAUAUAAACUGAAAACCAUUUUCUCGUUAAUCAACAAGUUUUGUCAUUCCAAAAGUUAACAAACUAUUAAAAUAUGAAUUUGAUUUAGUAAUCAAGCUGAGAAAGUUAUAAAAUAUGUUGCAAUCUAAUCAAAGGACCAAUGAUUUUACGCAGCUAUCUAAUUAUUGUUCCCAAACUAAUUAUUCAUCAUUGACUGUAGUUACUGUAUUUAUAAAUAGCUAUAGUUAUUGUUUUAAUUUUACAUUUCUUUAAAUGCAAGUUUUGACAAAGAUGUUUAUUUAAAAAAAAAAGGUUAAAUAACUCCCAAUAAAAAUAUCUGUGUAUAUAUUUUUUUUUCUUAAAUUAUUCAUGAUAAUAGUAAAUUGUACUUAUUUUUUAUGUCACUUACUAGGGUUUGGACAUUUUAGAGCAUUGUUACUGUAACAGCAAAACUGUUUGUAUUGUGGAGCACAAUUAAAGAGACUUUCUCCAA
Pimephales promelas (fathead minnow) is the source of this 2298-nucleotide messenger RNA. It is a transcript of the gene slc22a2, whose product is annotated as solute carrier family 22 member 2. Gene Ontology annotation, molecular function: transmembrane transporter activity. The record is from RefSeq and is a predicted model, not a curated record. Gene Ontology annotation, biological process: transmembrane transport. Gene Ontology annotation, cellular component: membrane. NCBI's taxonomy places the organism in Eukaryota, Metazoa, Chordata, Actinopteri, Cypriniformes, Leuciscidae.